GGCGCGGGCGUCCAACCAACACGGGCGAGAGAGAGAGAGAGCCGCCCGCGGUGGACAUGGAUCGCAACCCACCACGGACGGGCCCGGGGUAGAGCACGUGUGUGCGCGCAACCCCCCGUACACCGUGCACGCCCCCUCGCCGGUCACGGCACACUCUGGUAAGCCGGCAGGGGUUGGACACGCCCACUCGAGGCGGAACAACCACCCCACCAGACGGGGUACGCCGGUACGCCCGACCACGUCUCCUACGACGGCUCCUCCGCUACUAAUAAUACGCCGAUAUACCACCUAUUCAAGCCACCAUGGCUCUACGUGGAGGUGCCGAGGCCAGCUUUCACGGGACGCGCGCCGCUUCUCACUCACCAAAGACACUGCUAAUCGCGCGCCCGACCACGCUCUGAUCGCCAACCACGAUUUCACACGGAUUCUACGCUGUGCUACGCGACACCCUCGGUUCGUCCGUUCCGUUUCUCGGUGAUUCGUCGCGCGCUUGUUCUCGAGAGGAAGAGGCGAGACUCGGUUGUUCGGUCACGUACACGUAAUAUCCGUCUCGUCUCGAGCGAGGAACGUUUCGUUUGGUGUUCUCCUCCUCGCUCUUCUUCCGGCAGGAUAGAGGAGAGGAGGAGAGAAAUUAUAGUGUGGUUGGAGAGGAAUCAGUGAUGGAGUUGGAGUGUGAUCGGGGGGUGUGAGUGGUGUCUCGCCGAGUCGGGGUGCACCCGUUUCCCACCACCGUUUGAGGUGAUCCGUAAUUAUUAAUUGUAUCCGUGAAGAGUGUGAAUAUUCUCUCGCUCUCUCGCGAGUAGUAACAGUAAUAGAUAAUAGUAUCUGCAGCAACAGCGACAGUAAUAAUAAUAGUAGUAGUGGUAGUUUGGAGUCAGCGGGGAGGGAGGAAGCAUUGGAAGAAGAGAAUGGAGGAUCGAGAGGCGGGGAGGAGGUAAAGGAGAGAUAACCUCGAAGGGUUAUGUGGAGGAUGCAGGAAGGGAGGACCGUGUCGCCUCUAGGGCCGGUCGUUCUACCGCGGGAGGAAGCGGAUAUGCGUGCGGGGCUGUCGCUGCCGCCUCAAGAAAGGAGGCACGUGUUGCUCCACGUACGCACAGCCGCCGAGCCUUUCGUCCGCUACGAGAACGCGCGCCAGCAGCAGCACUCGCCCUCGCCGGCCUCGCCGAUCCUCCGCCCGUUAGACAACGGGAGCGAGGCGACCUUCCACGAGAUGGAAUCGGCCCGGUCGAAGAGGAUGGAAGACGACGAGGCCGAGGAGGAGGAGGAGGAGGAGCAGGAGGAGGAGGAGGUGGAGGAGGAGAACGGCGACCGCGACGAGAGGAGCGCGAGGAGGAGGAGGAGCAGGAGGAGGAGGAGGAACGUGGUCGAGGACGAGGAGGACGAGGAGGAGCAGGAGGAGGAGGAGGAGGAGGAAGUAGUAGUGCAUCCGGGAGAUCGGAACGGAAGUUAUCAGGAGGACGAGGAGGUCGAGGUGGACGUUUGUCGGGACGAGGUGGACGAGAGCAACCCGAGCAGCCCGGUAGACUUGACCGCCCCCUCGUCGAGGGGCGGCGAUGGAUCCGACCAGUUCCUUAACCCGUUCGCCGCCCGAGGCGUCGUCCACCCUUUCUCGUGUGUUCAAAGCGGUGAACAGACCGCUACUGCCCACGGCACACCUGUGUACAUAUCCGCGCACGCCGCCGCCGCCGCCGCCGCCGCCGCGGCCGCCGCGUCGACCGUGAUGACCGUCUGCACUUCCGGGAACGCGGCACGGACGACCGGCACCUCGACCGGCGGCGGUGGCAUCACCACGACCGCGAGCACCGUCCAAGCGAACAAACGGUGCCUCGCGUUCUCCGUCGAGAAUAUACUGGAUCCGAACAAGUUCACCGGCGGAAGGGUGGUACACAGCCGCGUUCAGCAUCGGCGACAUCGGCGGCCCGACAGCGUGCACGAAGAUGGUGACUCGCGGGGCGAGUUCGCCUGCGGGAGCGGCCAGGAGGACGAGGAGGGCACGCCCGAGGCGGGGAUGGAGGAGAUGGACGAGGAGGCGGACGAGGAGGAGGAGGACGAGGACGUGGAGAUGAGGGUGGCCGAUCAAGAGUCCUCGAGCGCGGGCCGGGACGGGAGCGCGACCGCGGCGAGCAACGUGCCCUCGGCCAACUGCAAGAAGAGGCAGUCCUCCUCCUCCUCCUCCUCGUCGAGCAGCGUCCAAGCGCAGGGUUGCCAGGGUCAGAACCAGGGCAGCCAGAACGGGACCGGGGGGAGCGGCGGUGGGACAGGCGGGAAGCCGAGGAGGGCCAGGACGGCGUUCACUUACGAGCAACUGGUCGCCCUCGAGAACAAGUUCAAGACGACGAGAUACCUGUCUGUGUGCGAGCGGCUCAACCUGGCCCUCUCGCUCUCGUUGACCGAGACCCAGGUGAAGAUCUGGUUCCAGAACAGGCGCACCAAGUGGAAGAAGCAGAACCCGGGCCUCGACGUGAACAGCCCGACCGUGCCCACCACGCCGCCCCAUCCGCCCCCCUACGCGCCGGCCUUCCUCUUCGCCGCUCAUCCUCACCAGCACCCCCUCCCCCACUCGCACACGCACCCGCACCCCCACACCCACGUCCACCACCCGCCGCCCGUCCCCCCGCCGCCCCCCGGCUAUUAUCACCCGGCCGCGCCCCCCUACCCCCCCACGGGGCCGACCUUCUUCGGCCACCACCUGCCCGCCACCCCGGCCACCGCCUCCGGCCCACCACCCACCUCCACGCCAUCCUCCACGGGCCUUGCCCUCUCCACCCAUCCGCACCCCCACACGCAUCCGCACGCGUAGCGAACUCGACAAUCCGUCGCGCGGACCGCGUCCUCGUCCUCGCCUUCGCUGUAGUCGCUACAAAAGGUGGACUCGUCGCGAGUGUGGGUGCUGUGGCGCGAAUAUGUAUCGGGUGAGAAUAUAUAUAUUGUUGUACAGUAUGCACUUUGCGAGCGAGCGAGUGGUUACGAUUGCACGAGACGACGAUGCGCGAGGCAGGGGGGAUGGAAGGAAUUGGUGGUGAUUUUUAAUCUCCUGCCAUCUUUGGUCGAAGAGUAGAGCGGGUUUUCUAUCUUUCGAAAUACAAUUAUUCAUUCGUUUGGAGAAGAUCUUCAACUUCGAAAUAUAUUCGGUCAGUAUGUAUAAUAAAGAGAAAAUUGUUUCUAUAAUUUUCGUGACAUCGAUUCGAAUAGAGGGAGAAAUCGCUGUACGCUUUGAUCGAAGAGGGCAGCGCGUGAAGAAAUGAAAAGUCAAGUAUGUAAGAUGAUGUACAAUAGGGAUCGAUUAAGCGAAUCGAGGUGUCUUUCCGUGGAUUCCGAUCGUAUAUGCAGCUUCGUAGACGCACACCGCUCGCGUUGAACGAAUAUCGUCGAGAUCCACGACGGAACGCCGCAAUUGCAAAUUGUAAAUAGCGCCAACCAUUCCGUUUCUUCAUCUUCACCGAUUCCAUCUCGAGAGAAUGUUUCUUUCCUCGCGAGGAAAGAGAGAUGUGAACAGCCAACUUGGAAGAACAUAUCUCGAAUAUAUAUAUAUAUAUAUAUAUCUCCGAACGUCGACCUAUCCGUUUCGCCCACUUUGUUUUUUUGAUGAUCGUCGCGCAUGGACUGCCCCCUUCCCCCUCCUCCCCCUCCCCCUCUCUCCACGAUAGGGUAAUCGGUUUACGCGGGGGCGAGGCGCGGAAAACGAGCGCGUAUCUCUUGGAGGAUAUUGUCGGCUCGUUUAAAAUUCACCAAACACGCGAGGAGAAGGGGACAUCCCAAGCGGAAAGAUAAAUACGCGGUGAUACGCGGCCUUUGGAAUAACAACAGGCGGUCGAUUACAGCCGGCCGGCUGUAAAACCGGAUAUAUAUAUGCGCAAUUGAAAAAAAAAUUGAACGAAUAUACGAGGGUUAUUAUUAUUAUUAUUAUUAUUACUACGGUUUUUAUUAUCAAAUUGUGCAAUAUUCGUGUGUAACGCGUAGGAGGGGGGGAACGGAUGGGGGGAGAAAGGGAAAAUCGAGUGAAACCGAUCGAAGUUUUCUUUAUCCGUUUCUCGAUAUAUUAAUUGAAUAUUAUUAUGAAAGAUCGGUGGAAACUUUUGUUGUUGUUUUUGAAAAGAUGAACAACAGGGAAUGAAAUUUCUCGUACAUCGUUGUAACAUAUUCAACGCCUUCGUCGAUGAAGGAAAAUGGAGAGAUCAUCUGUAAUAGGUGUAAAAAACGGAAGAAGGAAGGCGAAGAGGUGGUAAGGUGUGCGUGAGAGAAAGGGUUAGCGGAGCGGGUGUGUCUGUCGCGAGUGGAUGAGCGAGCGAGCGAGAGAGAGAGAGAGAGGGAAGGAUUUAGCGAGCAAAUUUUUUGUGCUGCAAAAACUGCAAAAAACUGAACCACGUCGGAACGCAGUGGAACGUUCCUGUGUAAAAUAAAAUACCGUACGUUACACUCGUAAGCCUUUGCCAGUAAAUACACGCAGAUUAUCCCAUACAGCAUACGCGCCGGCCUCAACGAAGAUCGAUCAACCCUGCGUGCACCCGAUGCAGGUGCCGCUGCAAAUCGAGCAUACUUUGCGUAUUAUGCGUAUUUCCAUGCUUCGAAUCCAUUCGAAUGAUCGCGUGGCCCCAACGAUUUUACGUUCCUUACGUAUCCUCGUCUCGAACGCUACCAUCCUCCUCUCUUCUCCACUCUCCCUUGAAUCAAUCCAUUUUCCAGAGAAAAAUUAUUAAACGCACAGUGUGCAUUUAUUUUCGUUAUACGCUCGAGUUCGUUUUUUCACUAUGAAUAUGAUAGUAUAUAUAUAUAUUGAAACAAACGUAAAAUUGAAAAUUUCUAAUAAAAUUUAAAUUCGAUCGAGUGUUCCAAAAAAGUGCAAGUGUUUCCGAUUAAAUAUCUCUUUUUAAAUAUCGUAUCGAGCUUGUUAUAACGAGUGAAUAAACACUGUACUUGGACUCUGAACGAUCUGAGAGGCCUGGAAUUCUAAUUAUCUCUUAAACUUUUUCUACCCGCUUUUUCUUAAUCAAUCCUGCUCCACAAUCGGUUUCUCGAUUGUGUGCUCACGGCGAAGCGGAGUCGAAAUUUUCGCGAAAGUGGGAAGAGAGAGAGAGGGAGAGGGAGAGGGAGAGGGAGCUCGACAGAAAGAACGGAGAGUCGCUAAACGAGUCGAGCCAUUAGACGGCCGGAUGGCGGAGGAAUAUUACGCGCUUUGAACGGCCGUUCGCCCAAACUCGUCCAGCCUUCCACGCACGGUUCGUGAUAUACAGUGGCGGCUUGUUGUCAACCCGUCCCAAAGGCAGCCACGUUCAAUUGACGGAAAAUCGCUCGCGCCUUGCUUUGAUGCCGAAAUUAGAAAGCGCGAGGCGAGGCGCAGGCCUCCUGAUCCGGCCUCCGUAGGCGCUGACAAAGGCCUCCUCUGGGACAAUGAUGGACGUUUGACGAGCAGAGAUCGGCGCUUUUUGCGACGCUUGGACACGAUAAUUCGCUUCCCCUCCGCUCCUUUCUCCUUUCCUUUUUUUUUUCUUUUUUUUGGCAAAUGCAAGAAUCUUGAAACGAACUCGUUAAAAGGAGAAACGUUGUAAUUAGAAUAAAAGAAGAGAAUUUUGCAUAAGAGAUAAAAAUUAAAAGGGAUCACGUUCGAAUCGAUGUUUAUAAAGAAUCGAUCUGCAGCGAGGCUUCUGAAAAAUGGCGGUGGUCGAUGAGCGGGUAACAUAUCGCUCGAAACGUUCAACGUUGGCGAUACAACGCUAUUACUCAUCGUCAUUAAUGAGAAAGAUAUUUCGACUGGUCGUUGUAACCCAGUCCCAAUGGAAUUUUUCGUCGACAUCCGACAGCGUGAAAUAUUUUUACCCGUCGCUCGUGUCCAUGCGAACAUAUGCGUGCAAAUCAGUCCAGAUGAAACACUACACGUCGUUCGCAGAGGAAUCGUUGGAUGUAUAAAUCGAUCCCCCUCUACCCUUGGUAACUCGAAUCUCGAAAAGAUCUCUGUAAAAUCGUGUAAGAAAUUCGUUAGAUUAUUAUUUUUCCAAUCGGGAAAAGGAAUCGAAGAAGAAUUCAUAAAAUUUUAAAUUGGAAUUAGUUUUUCUUUUCUUAAAUGAAUGAAUCGUUCUCCACAGAAAGAUGGAAAGAUCGGAUAAUCGGUGAUAAAAGUUUCAUUUAUAAGAUUCUAAUCUAAUCAAAUCUAAUAAUAUUCGCGAAAAAUUUCUUAUUGCAUUAAUUUCCAUCGUUACUUCUAUACAUUUUUCUUUUUUUUUCUUGGAAAUCAAUCGAUUAAAAUCGAACGCAAAAAUCCUCCUCCUCAUUAUACACAUUUUUCCAGACAAAAAAAGAAAGAAAUCACAGAAAUUCGUCCGUCCAGGACAAAAGACAGGAAAUCGGUGAAAAAUCAGCAGGGCAGGGAAAAUUAGCCUUAUCAGUCUCACCAACCCAUUCGACCGUAGACAAUGAAAAAGACCUCCUCGUGUUCCUCCCCCUCCCUCCUCACGUUUCAGGCCCUUUCCUUUUUAUCUCGACCCUUCGAAACGACGGUGUUAUCAAGCCAAGGGAUGCCAGAGCUCCGGGGGAGUUGAGUUAGAUCGACGCGAACGGUAAUGCGAAAGGAGAGCGAAUAAGAAGAGGAAGAGGAGGAGGAAGAAGAAGAAGAAAGUGGCCUCUCUCUGGGGGAGAGAGAGAGAGAGAGAGGAGGGAUGAUCCGAGGGGGUAGGCGGGAAGGAGGAAGAGAGCGGAAGAGGCGGCUGUCGCACGGCCGCCGGACGAUUCUCUCGAAUUAAUUCUUAGGGGUGGAUUUGGAAAGGGGCUCCGCCACCGCUGCCGCCGCCUGUAAGGGGUGUGAGUCGACCGAGUGGACCGUGAAAUAACCAACCCCGCGCGACACUCGCUCCCCGCGCACAGUGGCGUAACCUCGACGGGCGCAAGGUGGAAUCGUACGGAGGAAGAAAGAAAGAAGAAAUUCUUUCCUCGAGCACGCUUAACCUCGGAGAAUGGAACACGGGUGCAAACAUGGAGGGAGGGAGGGGGGUGCUAAUUAACGAUCCGUCUCGGGGACUCUUGGGCGUUGUGUCCCUCGUGUCGGCUUGUCUCGGGGAUGAUUGGCUCAUUAGCGUCGAAAAUCAACGAUAUUGAUCGAUAUUCGAAACAACGAGGGACACGGUCGUAUCAUAUUUCGAUAUUCCGAUCGAAUCACGAUUUUAAUUUGUUGAAAGUUAUUGGUGUAGAUAGAAGAUUUUUAUAUAUAAAUCGUGGAGUCUAAUUCAUUUGUUUAAGUUUGUAUCAAGAAUUGAAAUUGAAAAAUGACACGAAAUUAAAUGGUUUUUUACCAACGGGAAAGAACGAAAUAACAAUAAUACACUCUUUAAAUAUCGAAUUUUAAAUUCAUUUUUAAACAAAAUUUUCCAAUUCUUCGAUACUAUAUUCCAUAUAUUUCGAACGAUCGUUAUCAAACACCAUCGUUAACCAGAAACAAUUUUCCAAACCCCUUUCACGCCCUUUUAAUUAAACGCAAUAUUUAUUCCCAAUUUAAAUCAGCAGCCCGCGACGGGGAUAAAAAAAAGAAGAAAAAAAGCUGUUAAAAUAAAUUCUCCCUAGGACCUACGCGGCAAGGCAAGGCCGGCUAAACCUCUCCGUUCCCCAAUGUGGCGCGUUUAAAAUGGUGGGGGAAGGGCUCGUUAUCAGCCGCGUGAAAAGGCGCGUAGCGCGACCGGUUAGGAAGUCGGUCGUGGUCUAGAGUUACCAAUUAUCCACGGUCAACCGUAUAGCCGCCGCCGCCGUAUAUACCCCCUUUGUCCUUUCCCCGUCCGCUCACCGUCGGGUGCCAACAACGGGACGACUCCUGUGUAGCGGUUGUGCACACCGAUCCACCCGGAUCCGUGUUACGGAUUAGCAGUUUGAGGUCGCCGAGUCGCACGCAUCGAGCAAGGCACGCUGUUGCCACUGCAGUCAACCCUGUUCCACUUAAGCGUGUAAUAGCUCGAUAGCUGUUCGUUCGUCCUGUCUGCUGCUGCGGAUACGACGAGGGCGCGCACCACUUGCGCGCGCGUGCUAUUUAUAGGACAAGGAGCUACCGAAAUAUGCUUGGAAAAAAAAAAGGAAAAGGAAAGGAAGGAAGGAGGGAAGGAGGGAAAAAGACGUUUCUUGAGCGACGUUUCGCGGAACAGGUAAUUGGUCCGGCCGUGGUUAACGAGGCUAUCCUUGCCUUGAGGAACGCGCACGAUUUCGACUUGGAUUCGGAAUUGGACCGACACGCUGAUUGGAAUCCGUUAAUUGGGCGUUUGAUAGAAAUGGGAAGUUUGGAGGGGGGGGAUAUAUUUUUGUUUAGGAAAUUGGAAGGAUUGUUUUCUUCGAAAAAUAGAUGUGUUAUACGGGUCCAAAUGAGUCGUUUACCUAAUUGAACCUAAUUGAAACUUGUAUCGAGAUGCGUGUAAUUCUUUUUUUUUUUACAUUUUAAAUUGUAAACAGGAGAAUUCUAAUUUAUUAUUCGAAGGAAAUAAUAAAUAUCCAGCUAUUACGUAAGUGCAAUUUACCUUAAUUAAAGAAAUUUCUACUUGUGAAUGCAAUUAAGAGAAAUAGAGUAAAUUAAUGAUUGUAUAGUCGAGCAAGUGUACCUGAAACGACGUAUCGACAUGUCUCUUGAAUUUGUCAACAAAGUUACGUAACAAAAUUCAAAAUCGAGAUUAUUACUUUCAGGAGACUUUUAGAUGACUAAUAAAAUCAGAUCCUCCAUACGCACGCACACAAUUCUCGUGCGUUACACUUUUUUGUCGAAGAACAAUAUUAUUAUUAUCGUAUAAGACGUAAGAUUCGUGGACAAAGAAGGGAGGAGGGCGGGUUGUAACGGCGCGAUCGAGCAAUAUUUUCGCAGGAUCCCCAGCUGCGAAGAGGGUUGGGGAGGAGACAAAGUCGGUUCUUACGGUGGCGGCUCGAUUCCGGGCAGUCGUAGUUAAAUCGGAUAGCGGGACGAACCGUAGACGAACAAAAGCCUCCGCGGAUCGAUCGAUUGGCUGCGAGCCGUUAUCUUUCGCGUCCGCGCCACUCUCUUUCCUCGUCCAACCCGCGCCGCUGUUUCCCGCCCGCGAUGCGGACGCGUCCUCUCGCUUGUCUCGCGAGCGGAACCAGAUCAACCGGGGGGAAGGGGAUUAUGGCAGCCGCUCCUCCCUCUCUUCCUUCUUCCUUUUCUUCUUGGGACCGAUCCCAUCGAAACCUCUCCUCUUUGGCUCCAUUUGACGCGAAUUAAGUGGAAGCUCCGAAACGGUUAUCUCAGAGGGAGGGGGUUAAAAUUCGUUUGGCAAAUUUUCAUUUGACUCGCCUCGAUUUCGCUUGAACAGUUUAACGAUCUUUCUAGAUCGAAAGAUCGAGAAUCACUACACCUCUUACUAAAUAAUUUGUAAGAGUGUGCAGAAUACACACUGAUUAAUCGCAAAAUUAUAUACCAUCGUUUCUUCAAAAUUUCUUCAAAUUUCAUUCGAAAAUCGAACAAGGAAAUCCAUCCGAUUCUACUUAUCCAAAUCCAAUCUAAAUUUAUUAUCAAAAUAUCCGCUUAAUUACCAGCCGGGGUUUCGAUUACCAUCGACAUCGAGUCUAAUCCUCGGCCGAGCAGCGCCGAUUGAUUUUACAGCCGGAACAGGAGGAAGGAAGGAAGGAA
Molecule: messenger RNA, 9601 nt
Organism: Apis mellifera (honey bee)
Lineage: Eukaryota; Metazoa; Arthropoda; Insecta; Hymenoptera; Apidae
Product: homeobox protein ARX
Exons: 2
Coding region: 962-2800 (612 amino acids)
Biological process (GO): regulation of transcription by RNA polymerase II; cell differentiation
Cellular component (GO): nucleus
Molecular function (GO): DNA-binding transcription factor activity, RNA polymerase II-specific; RNA polymerase II cis-regulatory region sequence-specific DNA binding
Source: RefSeq, a predicted model, not a curated record